This is a messenger RNA of Necator americanus (New World hookworm), 1950 nucleotides long. RefSeq lists its product as uncharacterized. Bases 1 to 1950 code for a protein of 649 amino acids. The transcript has 20 exons. The record is from RefSeq and is a predicted model, not a curated record. NCBI's taxonomy places the organism in Eukaryota, Metazoa, Nematoda, Chromadorea, Rhabditida, Ancylostomatidae.
AUGAUCGAACAGCUCUGUCGCGUCAAACCCUCUUCCAGUUUAUGUCGUUCAUUCAUAAUCGAGAGGAAUCAAAACAUCGGACCAAAAACCACAUGGAAUCAUACUUCUGAACUCUCUAAAGACGAUCGGAACUUCCUGCGCUUGGCACGGCAAGCAGGAGAUGAUCCGUACGAUCAAGUGUGUUUCACUCCGCCACCACCUCAAGCUUUCGAGGAAACUAAGGCGUUCUGUGACGCAUUCGUUGAAACAUGUUCAGAGACAUUGAAAACAAAUCUCUUCACUCAUUUGAGAGAACUCCAUAUCGACUACUCAGAAUAUUGUAAACAACAAAAAGAGCGAUUCGAAUAUGUUUGCCCAAAACCACUGAGGUUCAGGACAUACGCGGAACAGGCAGUAGAUUUUUGCAUUCGCUACACCGAACGAUGUCCAAAGGCAAAAAUUCCAGACGAACCUGUUCCGUUCAAAAUUGAGGAUGAAUCUCAUAUCUAUACACGAGAAAUAGAAUCUCGCUGCAAGACGAUGUAUCGACCGGCUCGAACGUUUUGUCUCCAUCCAGAACUGCUGAAAUAUCCAAAGUACUCUAUCAUGUGUGCAUUGUACAAAGCUGAUUGCAUUGAUGUAUAUAAGAGAGUCAUCUAUGGAACUGUCCGAGGCGAGAAAGAGAACAUGGAAAAAAUUGCACCUCGAAGAAAAUAUUUGGGUCUACCAAAGAUGAAUUUUCUCAUCACAUUUCUAUGUUUGUUACUGUUUUUGGUAUCCGUGUCAUCAAUUGCUGAUCCAGAAAUGAUCCCGAUUGGCAGAGAUCCACCAAAUCCAUACGCUAUCCUGAACUCUCGACGACACAGAGAGCGUUCAAGAAGCAAACACCAUCAUCGGACAGCAUCCGAGGAGCACAUGCGCCACCUCGAGCAAUAUGAGGCUCAACGAGAAGUUUAUAAGGAGGCCGUAAAAGCAGCGCAGGAUCAAUAUUAUAACAACUACUUCGAUAGAAUGAAGGAAUACGCUGCGCAAGUUUACACCAGGAGGUAUCAACAACUCGUUGAGCAACAAGCCGCCGAGAGGAGACGGUAUCUGGAAACUAUGAAGGAGUUUGGAGCGCGCGACACGGAUCUUCCACCUGCAGUCGCUGAAACACCACAAGAAAGACCGAAAAGCCCUUUCGGUGAUCUGAGGCCGCUUCCCAAACAACUUCGUGGGACACGGGCAGACCCACCACCGAGCAUGAUAGAUCCUCAACCUCCUUCACAUACUGAACCACGGCCAGAAAAUGUCGAUGUGCACAGAAAAGCGGUUGCGCUGGAGGCGCUGUGUUCGCGGUUUGCUCCAACAGUUCGUAAGCACUGCUCCGGUGACCGCACGGCAAAGGAAUACGUAAAACGAUGUGCCGCCUAUUUCCAUGAUUGCAGGAGUUUCCUACCACGAUCGGAUCCUCUGUACAAUAUUGCUCAUGCUUUCAAUUCAAAUGUUGGUUUAAAUCUUGGCACCGUCGAAGUUAACGGCAUCCCUUAUUAUCCGAUUAAUGAAGAAGGUUCAAUUGGAGUCGGUAGAGUCGCCAAUGUUCCUUUUGGAUCCUGGGGAGGCGGAUACUCAGAAAACAUCGGCGUUAGAGACUAUUGGUCCCAGACGAUGGAAGUUGGAGCAAAUUGGUACGAAGGAAAGUAUGGAUACAAGUCAGGAUGGAGCGUUCCUUUGGUGCAGUCGCUUGGCAUCGAAGGCGACACUCAUGCAGUUGUAUCCGUACCGAUCAAGCAAGGAGAACUUGGUAAGCCGAUAGGAGUGGAUGUUGGAGGUGGAGUUGGUCCAUACUAUCAGCAAAAUCAGCACGUUGGGGUUGAUUAUAUGAACGGACAGGUUGGGACUAACUUUGGCGUCGGCGUACCGUUCGCAGGAGUAGGAGUGAACACUGGGCUUGGAAUCUCAUUCCCUUCUGUUAACGACAUUGUUGGGUGA